Alligator sinensis (Chinese alligator) is the source of this 4236-nucleotide messenger RNA. RefSeq names its product lysine methyltransferase 5C (gene KMT5C). Gene Ontology annotation, molecular function: protein binding; histone H4K20 methyltransferase activity. Lineage: Eukaryota; Metazoa; Chordata; Crocodylia; Alligatoridae. The record is from RefSeq and is a predicted model, not a curated record. Bases 161 to 1909 code for a protein of 582 amino acids. Gene Ontology annotation, cellular component: nucleus. The transcript has 10 exons.
GAGCCUGCAUCACCUCACUUGGAAGCUGGUUCCAGACCCUAGCCGCCCUGACCGUGAAGUAGCGCCUCCUGAUGUCCAACUUAAACCUACCCUCCGCCAGCUUGUGUGUGGUUGCAGGGGGCGGCCAGGCAGCAGGGAGCAGCAUGGUCCUGGAGGUACCAUGGGGUCAACCCGGGUGACGGCAAAGGAGCUGUGUGAAAAUGAUGACCUCGCUACCAGCCUGGUGCUGGAUUCCUACCUCGGCUUCAAGACCCACAAGAUGAAUGUCAGCCCGCUCCCUGCUAUCCGGAGGCAGCAUCACCUGCGGGAGGCAGUAGAAGCCUUUCGCCGACGCCGGGACUUGGAGGCUGCGUACCGGGCCCUGAUGCUGGGCGAUUGGUCCUGUCAGUACUUCCAGAACCGGAGCUGCCAGCAGGAGGCUGCACUCAAGAUUCAUAUAUUCCGCUACCUCCGCAUCUUCCUGCCCGAGAGUGGCUUCACGAUCCUGCCCUGCAGCCGCUACUCCCUGGAGACCAAUGGGGCCCGCGUGGUCUCCACCAAGUCAUGGAGGAAGAACGACAAGCUGGAGCUGUUGGUGGGCUGCAUUGCAGAACUGACAGAGCCGGAUGAGAGCCUACUGCGUGCAGGCGAGAAUGACUUCAGCAUCAUGUACUCGACGCGCAAGCGCUGUGCCCAGCUCUGGCUGGGGCCUGCUGCCUUCAUCAACCAUGACUGCAGGCCAAACUGUAAGUUUGUCCCAACUGAGGGAAACACGGCCUGUGUGAAGGUGCUACGGGACAUCGAGCCCCAGGAUGAGAUCACUUGUUUCUACGGUGAUGGUUUCUUUGGGGAUAACAAUGAACUGUGCGAGUGCUGCACCUGUGAGAGGAAGGGGGAAGGCGCCUUCCGGCAGCAGCAGAAGGACCCCUCUCAAGCUACCUCAGCCCAAGAGAAAUACCAACUCCGUGAGACGGACGGACGGUUACAGCGCUGGAAGGGCCGGGUCUCCAAGAAGGUGCAGCCUGGUGCCAAGGCAGCGCGUAGGGCCCGGCGCCGGAGGGACCGCCUCCGCGCUCUCCGUGCCUGUCAGCUCCAGCCUGGCUGGACACCCUCCUUGCCUUGCUUCCCACAGCUUCAAGCACUCAGGCAUCUGCGGAUCCCUCUGCACAACUGCGUUGCUUGCAGGGGUAUAGGCAGGGGCUGCCGGCUGAGGAAGGAGCUGGCUGUCUCUCUGGUACGCUGCCUUCCUGGUGCCUCUGCCCCUGAGACCGCUGUGGCACAGAGCUCUGAAGCCCUAGAGCAUCACCCUGCCCUCUACCAGCAUCCUCCCAGCAGCACAGAGCCUUCCAUCCCCUCCUCUCUUGGAUCACUGGACCUCCUAAGGCUAAAGACUCCCAGCUUGACUCGCGUCUUCUGUGUGGAGUUGGGGGACACGAGGGUUCUGGCCUCCCAGGACCGAGGGCAGGGCCCUGGGAUUGGUCCCCCCAUGCUGGGAGUUAGCAGUACCCCAGGGGAAGCUUCACCAGGGGCUGUGCCCCACAGCAGGGAUGUGGUACCCCCUGGGGGUGUUGUGGGGCACUGCCCAUUAGCCCCUCAGCUUCUCUGCCGUACUCGAAGCAUGGUAAAAGCUGUGGCCUCCUGUCCUGCUUGGCCCCUGGAGGCACUUGCUGCAGCAGGAAGGGCCAACCCCCAUCCCCUGCCAGACCCUAAGCUGUCCUUGUAUGCUCAUGUGAGGCUGGAGAAGACGGAGCAGCCUCCCCAGCCAGCCAUGAGCAGGACGGAGCCAGAGGAGGCCUCAGCUCCCAGCGGAGACCCCAAGCGGACGGUGACCUUUCAACCUUUUCCCCCUGCCAAGCGCCUGCGGCUGGUGGUGAGCCACGGCUCCAUCGACUUGGACCUGGCCUCAGCAGCCAGCGAGGAGGCGGCCUGACUGGGCCUCAGGUAACAGCUGGGCCACUGCUGUGCUGUUCUGUGUGGUAGGGGGAGACCACCCAGCCCCCUUCACACCCCUCUGGUUUCCCCUCAGUGUCUCCAGUUCUGGAGGGGUGUGGAGCCCCCUUUUCCCUGGCCAGAGUCAUGAAGCAGCUCCCCCUCUGCUUCACUGGCCUCUCAGAGCCUCCAUUUUUAAUAUGGGGCUGGGCCCCACAACCUGUUUUUUUAGGUAACACAAAUACACCCACACAGUCCCUCUGCUGCACCCCAGACUGGAGCCCUGAGGCCAAGCCAUAUAACACCAGUCUGUUGGCAAGUCGUCAGUCCAAUUCCCCGUGUGUGUGUGUGUGUGUGUGUGUGUGUGUGUGUAUCACCCCUGUAUCUCCCUUGUUAUUUCAUACUACCUUUGUUUCGGGGGUCUUUCUUUGAUCCCCGCCCCGCACUCCAGGGGUUCUUGUCUUGGGAUGAAUUCAUAUUGGGGGGCAGAAGGACUGUUGUGGGGGGACCUGGGUCAGCUGGAGUGUUUUGAUACAUAUCUUUGCCAGGCAUCUGGUUUCACCGGGACACUUUUUUAUGCUACAGGCAACUCUGAGGGCACAGCAGCUGAAUGGCUGGAUGCCCAUAGGGUGCUGUUGGAAAUUUUUUUGGGGGGGGGGAGGGGUUUCCCCUCCAUGGGGUGCUGGCUGGCUCGGGGGUGGGGAGAUGGGGCCAGAGCCUUUCCCUCAGGGCAAUUUAGAUAGGUCAGAGUGGGCUUUGCAGUCUCCUGUGUGGAGUCUGGGGGUGGGAUGGGGGGAGUUACUAGGGUGGGGGUGGUCCUUUUAUUCAACUAGCAAAAAAGACCAACUUCCAAGAGAAGUGGUGCUGGCUCCUACCCUGGGAGUAUUUAAAAGAAGGCUAAGUGAACACCUGACUGCGGUCAUUUGACCCAGUACCCUUUCCUGCCACGGCAGGGGGUCGGACUUGAUGAUCUGCUAAGGUCCCUUCCGACCCUACCAACUAUGAAUAUGCUCGCAGCAUUUCUGUGCUACUGUCCCCAACCUGCACCGGGCACACCAGCACCAGGUGCAUGGAUAUCCUUAGUAACCCAGCUGUGCUGAGGUGAUGCCCGCUUCUUAUUCUAGGUGGGUUGUCCAGAUUGGGGCCACCUGGUGAUCCCUGGUAGAAAUGUCUCCCCUUGCGUUUCCCCAGGCUUGGGCCUUGUAGGUGCAUGGGUCAUGCUGUGUCCAAGCUCGGGUCAUGGCCGGGGGCAUGGCUGUCAUGGGUAUAGGUAGGGUCCUUGUCAAUCCUUGCUCCCCUCCCUCCCAUGGGGCAGCCCCUGUGCCCAGGCAGGAAGGGCCAGGAGAAGCCACCCUUGGUAUGGCAGCUACAGCCAGCCCCUCCCUUCAGGGGAGCACAGGACAGACGUAUUCCCUGGUGACAGGACUCCUGUGUUCCCUACCUGUGCCCCAUCCCCCCUGGGGGCAUAUGAUUUCUACCAGGCAAGGAUCUGGUUCUCCUGGGUCUCCUGCUUUCUGACCACAGUAUCUUUAUCCUGAACCUGGUGCUCACUGCCAUCUCUCCAGUGCUCAGAGUCAGGGACUGGGGGAGCAGGGGAGCUACAGUUUUCAUGGGGGUUUUUCCAGCCCCUGGGCUCACCCAGGUACACCAGGAAGGGGCAGGUUGCUCUACAGAGGCCAGAGACAGGGAGGGGAAGAGAAUUCAGUUCUCCAAGGGAUUUUUCUGUGGUUCAGGUGUCUCCUUCCUCCUGCCCCCCUGCUAGCGAGCCCCCUUCCUCACUGGGAAGGCAGGGGCGGGGUGAGGGGUACAGGAUGAGGAUCUCUGAUCUGCCUCUGUUUGCAGUGCAUUGCAGCCCUAGUGUGUACUUUCCCUGUCUUAGUCUGGGUUAAAAAGGCAGUAGAAUUGUGGAGUGGGGGCUGGGAGCCCUGGACACCUGGGUCCUUCCCUGGGAAGCAAGCAGGGCAAUAGUGGGAUAGGGUGUGGGGGGAAGCUAGCAUACCAGUACAUCUUGGUCCUUUCCCUGGCUUUCCUUUGGUCCAGGGCUGAGUUGCUUCUCCUCUCUUGUGCCUCAGUUUCCCCAUCUGUAUGAUGGGUUUCAUAUGUACCUACCUCACAGGAGGAGGCGGUGCUAUUUCUAAGGCCCCACACAGCCCUGGGGGUACAGCCACCCCUCAUCCCCUGCUGCUACCCGGCUGCAUCCCCAAAUCAGUGCAUACCCCCAGGCCCUGGCUGAAUUCAGGGCCCAGCAGGCAGGGACCAUUUGCUUCCCAGCCUGGCUAGAACCAAGACCCCAGCACAGGGCAAGGCAAUGACAGAGGGGAGAGGUGC